AUGGCUCCAGCUCCUCUUGCUCUCCUUCCAGCCCUCCCAUCUGAGUUGCUCACAUACAUCCUAGCCUACCAAGACCAAACAUAUCCCACGACCAUCAUAAUAUGCAAGUCUCGGGCCAGCUUCCUCUCCUCUCUCCUCAACGCCAUCCCAGCGUCCCAUCCUUUCCCUUCUCGAGAGUCGUCCAUUCCGACAGGCGAUGAAGACCUAUAUUCUCCCUCAGAGACCCAGCCGCGUCAUCCGCUCCUCAUCCCAACUCUACACCAAAUCGCAACUUCCAGGCAUAUCAAUCUUGUCUUUAUACCCACGCUCUCGCAUCUCCGAGCCUACUUGGUUACAUUUCCACACCAGGCAGUGCGGCUACCGCCAGAGAAUAUCUCGAAAACAGGCGGGAGGGGAAUACCACUACUUGUUGUGUACGGUCUAGUGGAGCUACAUCAUGACACGAGUGAGUGGAGUGCACAAGGGUUGGGAAAUAGUCUUGCGGCGUUGGUUGAGGUUGGAUCAAGGAGCAGCGUGAAGAUUGUGUUGAUCGAGGAGAGGGAGAUCGAGGAGGAAGAUGUGCAGGUUGACGAGGUAGAGGAAGGGGAUAAAUGGAGGAAGUUAUCCAAGGUAUGGGAGCAGAAAGUCCCGAUUUUGAAUGGGAGUGUCAGACGAGCAGGGCUGGAUGUUGACGAUGCGGGGUGGAGUGGGAGGACAAUCGAGGUAGGCAGGAUUUUGGGAAGAUGGUUUAAAUUUGGCCGAGGAGAUUGGGUCAUAUAG
This is a messenger RNA of Venustampulla echinocandica, 759 nucleotides long. RefSeq lists its product as uncharacterized. The coding region runs from base 1 to 759 and encodes 252 amino acids. NCBI's taxonomy places the organism in Eukaryota, Fungi, Ascomycota, Leotiomycetes, Helotiales, Pleuroascaceae. The transcript has a single exon. The record is from RefSeq and is a predicted model, not a curated record.